CCUCUGCAGUCACAGCUCCACAAACGAAGCACUGCAAACUCAAGUCACUGCUCUCCAGCUUCCAUUCAGAAAGAAAGAGAAGGGUUAAAGCACCAUGAUCAGCGCCAAGAGGAUCGCUCAGCUGGCCAAGAAGUGGCAGAGGAUGGCGGCGCUCGGGAGGAAGCGCCUGGCCUGGGUGGCGACGGAAGCCGACCAGUGCUGCACAUCCGUGGCGAGCAAGGGCCACUGCACGGUGUACACAGCCGAAGGGGCGCGGUUCGAGGUGCCGCUGGCGUGCCUGGGCACCGCGGUCUUCGCGGAGCUCCUGCGGAUGUCGCAGGAGGAGUUCGGCUUCGCGGGCGGAGACGACGGCAGGAUCACGCUGCCCUGCGACGCCGCGGUCAUGGAGUACGCCAUGUGCUUACUCAGGAGAGGCGCCUCUGCCGAGCUAGAGCAGGCGUUCCUGAGCACCAUGUCGCUGCCGUGCCACUAUGCGAGCCGUGUGGCGCCGUACGUAGAAGCCAGCCGGCAGGUUGCCGUUUAGAGUUGCAGCUCGGUGUAUGUAGUAGGGCCAAAGAUAGGUGUUGUUCAGAGCAUUCUGAUCCUGCAGCGAUCAAGGUGUUAAAAGUACAAGAAGUUCCUGGUUAAAAAAAAAUAUACAGGAAGUUCCUGGUUAAAAAAUAUACAAGAAGUUAGAGGGCCAUUGUUAGGACUUACAUUACGAGUCAACAAAGUUUCUCCAGGUUACCUCAUGUGGACUGUGGAACAACAGCCAUACCGGGCACCAGCUAAACUGAAUCAUGAAAUCGUGACUCCAUUCAGGCCCACAACACUUAACCCCAAAGAAACUGAAACGAGC
Molecule: messenger RNA, 838 nt
Organism: Panicum hallii
Lineage: Eukaryota; Viridiplantae; Streptophyta; Magnoliopsida; Poales; Poaceae
Product: auxin-responsive protein SAUR36-like
Exons: 1
Coding region: 95-523 (142 amino acids)
Biological process (GO): response to auxin
Source: RefSeq, a predicted model, not a curated record